AUGGACGCACCAGGGAAUCAGUCUGGCUUCUCUCCUCACGUCUGGAAUCGACUCAAUGACUUGGCUCAACAAUCUGCGCCUCGAGCAAGAGGCGGCCGUCGUCGCGGCCAAGGCCAAGCUAGAUCUACCUGGCCACACCAAGGCCAAGAAGACCAAGAUCGUGCAAACAGUCAACAACAUGCUUCCUCAUUCACUGUUAACCUCGACUCUUUUCCGCCCCUUGGAGCACAGCCACCACCUCAUGGGAGGAGUCAUGCUCCUCAUCCACCAAGAUUCCAGCAUCCGCCGGAGCCCCAACCUCAGCACUUCAACGAUGCGUACCAUGGCACUCCCAGAGAGUAUCAAGAACGUGCAAGAGGGAACUAUCGAGGCCCACGCUCUUUCGGUGCGCAGCAGCGUCGGCCACAACAUCAUUUUCAACCAGAACACCAGCCACAGCUGAUGCACCCUGCCGCAUUUCGCACGAAUGGCCGACCUCAAACCCAACAUCACGGGCAGCUCUACAAUCCUAAUGAUAGCAUGCACCUUAGCACAGCGCAGCAACAGCGCUCCAUGCGACAUUUGGUCAUGAUGCAAUCGGAUUACCUCACCAGCGUCGGCAAAACGGCGUAUGAGGCGCACAAAUUUACGCAAGAGGAGAGAGACGUCAAGGAGAAUUUCCGACGUACUUUGGAGAGCAUUGCGAAACAGGCAUUGGGUGCCGAAUAUCCAGACUUGAGGCAAGACCAGGUCAAAUUGAAGUGCUAUGGCAGUCUUGCCAACGGCUUUGCGCUCGCAGGGUCCGACAUGGAUCUCCUUCUGUCACUAGCCGACUUCCAAGGACCAGAAACAGAAGUCAACCGGAAGCCAGCGAACGAACCCAAGGUAGCAUCGGAGGAUGGGGAGGAGGAAGAGCAGGACUUCAAGACUGACACUGGCCGUAUCUUGGAGAAAGCCUUCCUUGACCACGAAUUUGGGGCCAGGCUUAUCACCCAGACGCGUGUUCCAAUCCUUCGCAUCUGUCAGAAUCCAACCCCAGAGCUGCUGCGGAAUCUGCGGGAAACCCGCGCCGCGUGGGAAAGCUCUCGCGGUGAAACGGGUGUUGUCGAGUCAAACCUACCAACAUCGGACGAUCCCCCAACAGAAGUGGAUUCGGUUGAACAGGCCUUGACCGACCUCAAACUUGGAGAGACUGCACCUGCGAAACAAGACCGGCGUGGCAAUGAGGGUCUAGAGUUCACCGAGGAUUGUGGCAUUCAGUGUGACAUCAACUUCUCCAACUUCGUGGCUCUCCACAAUUCGUCCAUGCUUCGACUCUACCAAAGCUUCGAUCCGCGAGUCAGAGAAGUUGGCGUCUUUGUAAAGAUCUGGGCCAAGACCCGAGACAUCAACACGCCAUAUCGCGGUACUCUAUCAAGCUAUGGCUGGAUUUUGAUGGUUCUUCACUAUCUGAUGAACGUCGCGAGGCCACCUGUCAUUCCCAAUCUACAGCAUCUCGCCAAGAUUGACGACUCAUGGCACCCAGAUAAGCCAAUCGAGUUAUUCGAGGGAUUCGAUGUCCGCUUCGUACAGGAUCCCCAAAGUCUAAAGGAAAUUCGAGAAGAUAUGGCUGCAAACCCAAACAGAGAGUCCACAGGUCAAUUGGUGAGAGGCUUCUUCCAGUACUAUGCAACCUAUCAAGGCUUUCAUUGGACUCGGGAUGUUAUCUCAAUUAGAACAAAAGGCGGUCUCAUAUCCAAGCAAGCCAAAGGGUGGACUGAGGCGAAGUGGCAACAGACACAGAAGAAAUCAGUCCGUCUUCGCUAUCUGGUGGCAAUCGAGGACCCCUUCGAGAUCGAACAUAACGUCGCACGUACUGUGGGGCACCACGGCAUAAUCGCUAUACGAGACGAGUUCCGUCGAGCGUGGUCAAUCAUCAGCACAAUCGGCCCGGAUCAGAAAAUUCCUGCAGAGGAACUUCUCACUCCUGUCACGGAGCGCGUGGACACGUUGAGAAAAGAUUUGGAAGCCCGCAAGGAAAGACAAAUGCAGAUGAGAAAGGAAUUGGAGGCUAAGGAGAAAGCAAUGCUUCGGAAAGGGGAUGAGGAGCUCCCGGAUCCACUUAGAGAUGGUACGUUGGGAAAUUCUGAUCCAGGGAAUCCCGAAACCCAUUCGUUUGGCGAGGGCGAGCGCUGGCCGUCACAGUCGAAGCUGACCUCGACUACCUACUACCAGGACAGGAACACGCAAUUGAAGCCAAACAGUUGGCGCCACAGGAAGGUAUUGGUCGAGAGUGACGACGAAGAAGACCCACCCAAUCAUGCUCCUGAUGAAGCAAAGACGCAGGGGAGUAUUCAUGACACCGCUCCACAGGUACAGACCAAGCCGGAGGAAGUAUUCAUUUCCUUAUCAGAAGUGCCUCUGGCCAGUGGCUAUGACCAUGAAGGGAAUCCUGUUGCCUGGGAUGUUGACACCCAGGAUGGCCGCUGGCUUCACUGGAGAGACCGGAAGGCGAGGCAUGGCAAAUUGAAGCCAAUCUCAAAUCCAAAUCUACGCAAACUAAAUGCAGAGUGCCCCUACGAUCCGAGACGACCAAAUCCGUACAUCGACAAACCAUACCGCACUCACGCUGAAAAGCUCGAAUCCCUGCGACCACCAUGGCCUUCAAGCAAUCGUGAUGGGGGACAUAAGAGCGGGGUCGCACCUGUUCAGCCUCAAUCUGUCGAGGACAGGAUGGCAGUGCCCAGGGCUAAGACAGUUGCUCAGAACCACGGCACGCCAGAUGCCGAUGUGAGAGUGGAAGCGGCUGUAUCUUGUGAGGCAGACACCUCCGAAAAGGACAAGGCCAAAGCCCUAGAAAAUACAGGUGACACUCCAACACAUGGGGCACCAUUGGGCCCAGUAGGGCUAGACAUACCAUGGGACAGAGAUACUUGCGGUGGCCGCUGGCUUCGACGGCGAGAUGCACGCAUACGUGCAGGAAAGUGGGAGCAUCAUCCAGGCUCUCGAUACGCAGAGAUUGACAUUGCGUUUCCUUACAACCCGGAGAUGACAUGGGAAGAGCUAGAGGGGAUGAACCAGCUAUUACGACAAUACUACAAGCGCACUAUUCGCAGUACCAAGGAGCGAAAUCCCUUGUCUCGAUCCGUUGCAACAGCCUCAUCUGAAAUUGCACGCAACGACCGAGCUCCACCAUCUGGGGUCAGCCAGACAGCAGCGUCUGCAGUGCAGAUAGAAACUCAGAUGUUAACUCAGCACACGAUGGCAGAAAACGAUACUCAACGCAGUAGUCGCUCACUUGUCUACUCAAGUUCUGCUGGCGUUGAUCCACUACCGGACCAGUUGCUUUCCCCUGACAGUCACCCUCCCCAUGAUAGCGUUUCCGAAAGAGCGCCAAAACGACCUCCAGAUGAUUCCCGAAGUCCAAACUUGGACUUUCUCCGCACUCAACGAGUGGCCUUCUUUUCAAGGUUCGUGAGUCCACCAACAAAUGAGGCCCACACGAAUAUUCAGCUUGAAUCGAAGCCGGCUAUUGCGAGUGAAGCCCCUACAUUGGUCGACGAACAGUGCCAAACUCCCAUUUCACCCGGCCAAACACCUGCCGAAGAAGUGUGUGUGGUCGGAGACUCUUCUCAUGACUUGGAGGCAAAAGUCUAUUCUGGAAAAGCAGACAAUCAGUCCCUCUAUGCCGGUAACGAGUCUUCGGCGGCAAUGGAAUCGGAAGAGAGCAAAGGUACAGAGUCUUCAUCGCUUGAAGUCCCUGCCACACUAUAUCCGCACCUCGACAGCAGCAUGCGACCAAGGGAUGAAGACCCUAACAUUAUGCCUAUCCCCCGGUACACCGGCUUCCGUUUCGAUCCACGGCAAAUGGAAGAUCUUGCUGUCAUUGCAAGGGGCGGCAAUGGGUGUGCGAGGGCAGGGGCGCAGUUUCACAUCGAAGAGGAAUACGAAUGGGGCGGCGGAGGGAUGAUGGGAUGGAAGACAAGCAGCGGACCGCAGCUUGCUGGAAUGAGUGGCGGUCAUACACCCUACGAGGCUGGCAGAGGAGACGAACAAGGAUUGCUUGAAGAGCUUCCCAGGGACAUGGAUUGA
Fonsecaea multimorphosa CBS 102226 is the source of this 4050-nucleotide messenger RNA. RefSeq lists its product as uncharacterized. Gene Ontology annotation, molecular function: RNA uridylyltransferase activity. The transcript has a single exon. The record is from RefSeq and is a predicted model, not a curated record. Bases 1 to 4050 code for a protein of 1349 amino acids. Gene Ontology annotation, biological process: RNA 3'-end processing. Lineage: Eukaryota; Fungi; Ascomycota; Eurotiomycetes; Chaetothyriales; Herpotrichiellaceae.